AGAAAGAGAGAAAGAAAGAAUCAUUGUAGGUGAUCGUGCCAAAAAUAGAGGAGGAAAGGUUUGCCAUUUAUCAUUUCAGGGAUGAGUCAGAUGGAUAAGAAAUGACAACGAUCGAGUAGGAGUGAAAGAAUCGAGGAAAACACGUGGUGGUAGUAACGGAGAGAGUCUCUUGCAUCAUGUUCGUAUAAUAUUGUGGUUUAAUACGGCGCUAAGAAGAUAAGGAAUAGGGAGGAGAGAAGCAGUUAGCAAGGCGGGCAGGAAGGAAGGCAGCCGACGGCUGAGAGCCACGUUGCCUAUGCGAUUACGUGUGUCGGAUUGGUAGUAGUGUAGCAGUGUAGAGUGGGAUAAGUAUUCGGAGCGGGCGUCGACGAGGUCUCCUGAUUCGCCUUUUCUAGUGGUGGGAGUGUAGGGGGGUGUUAGUAAGCGCUGCAGCCAUCUUGUUGAACUCAGUCGGAAACCAACUGCCGAGCAGUGAGGGACGGUGAACGAGAAGACCAGAUGUGUUAGCCGAAGGAUUUUUAAUGCGCUUCCGAGCCCUAUUACCGCUACGUGCGAGAGGCUGUGCGAUAGCGACGAAGGAGCGACUAUCAUCGCGGGAUUUUCACGUUCGGAAAGCCCCAUUACGUCCGAUUAAAAACCUUCUGAGGAUUGGUCAAGGGGUGUAGCAGCAGCAGCAGCGCAGUAGUAGGAGAAAAUAGAGCGUUUUGGUUUUGAAAGAGUUCUCGGCGAAAGAGGGUUAUACAUUGUAAGGUAACCUUCUCGUCGUCAACAUUGAAGAACUAAAGAGAGAGAGAGAGAGAGAGAGAGAGAGAGAGAGAGAGGGAGAGGGAGAGAAGCUUAGCUUGCUUAGUCGUUGAUCAUUUGAUUUAGAGAAGAGAUAAAAGAGAAAUUUUGAGAGAUAGCGAGAGAUAGCGAGAAAGAGCGAGUUCAGUGUCAAAGUCUGUGAUAGUAUUUAUUCAAAGGAUUUCGAAUAUACAUUUAUCAACAGCGACAGCGUAACAUCAUCGGUCAACGGUAUAUCAAUUGCGCGCGCGCGUCGAAUCCAAGCGAAGGAUUUAGAUAGGCUUUAUAUAUUUAUUUAUAUCUGUGAUAUUUACACUGAUAUACAAUUCGAUCUAUUAACUCUGACGACGCAUUCUCUUUUGAUGAAGACAAGUGGGAAAGGAUAUCAUAGGUAUCGUAAGACGUCGCGCGUUAACACGCACGAAGAAAAAGAAGAAGAAGAGAUUUUCACACGAUAUUUCAUUUAAGGGAUCGUCGUAGGGAGAAAAAAGAGAGAUUAUAUCAGUAUCUUAGCAGAUAGGCGUUUUUUGUAUAUACGACUGACUCUUUUUUACGAUUAUUAAUACUGGUGCGAAAUCGCCAAAAGAGAGAAAGAGGAGCAGAAAGAAGUAAAAGUAGUAGAAGAAGAAAAAGAAGAGGAGGAAGAGGAAGAGACAAAAGUCAGAAAUUGAAUUUUCCUUGCGCCGAACGAAAGUACACGUACGUGAGCGAAAAUGGUGGAGAGAAUUGUCGAAGAACGCAGGAGCAGCUUUCAAGGGAAUCGUCAAGGCGAUGGAACUUGCAGAGACGUCGUUACGACGGGAGAAUCGAUGAGUGCUGUACAAGCGCGUCAGGAAGAGGCAAGACGCAAAAGACGCAGGAAGAAACGCUCUGGAUCCUCCUUUGUUUCCACUUGUUUUCAAGAUUUGUACAAAUUGACAGGAGAAGUUCUUGGAGAAGGAGCCUAUGCCUCGGUACAAUCGUGUACGUCUCUGUAUACAGAUUUGGAAUAUGCCGUAAAGAUCAUCGAUAAGAUUCCUGGACAUGCGCGUGCUAGAGUUUUCAAGGAAGUCGAGACAUUCCACCAUUGCCAGGGGCAUCCUAAUAUUAUACAGUUAAUCGAGUUUUUCGAAGAUGAAGAAAAGUUCUAUCUCGUUUUUGAAAAAAUCAAUGGUGGUCAACUGUUGAAUAGGAUUCAAGAGAGAGUGCAUUUCAGCGAGAGAGAAGCAAGUCAAAUCGUUAGAGAGAUUGCCAGUGCAUUAAAUUUCCUUCACAAAAAGGGAAUUGCGCAUAGGGAUUUAAAACCCGAAAACAUUUUGUGCGUUUAUCCGGACAAAUUAAUACCGAUUAAAGUAUGCGAUUUUGACUUGGGUUCUGGUAUAAAGUUCAACAACUCACUCUCCAGUCCCGUAGCUACGCCACAAUUAUUGACACCGGUUGGAAGCGCAGAAUUCAUGGCUCCGGAAGUAGUCGAGGCUUUUAUCGGCGAAACCAAUUAUUACGAUAAACGUUGCGACUUAUGGAGUCUUGGGGUGAUAAUGUAUAUUUUAUUAUGCGGCUAUCCACCAUUCUAUGGUAACUGUGGUACAGAUUGCGGCUGGCAGAGAGGAGAAAAUUGUCAAGCUUGUCAGGAGUUAUUAUUUACCAGUAUUCAAGAAGGGAGGUAUGAAUUUCCUGACAAAGAAUGGAGACAUAUAUCUGAGGACGCCAAGGAUUUAAUUAGAGGCUUGCUAGUAAAGGAGGCUCACCAAAGGCUCAGCGCAGAAUGCAUUCUUAAACAUCCUUGGAUUAAUCCUGGGCCAUCGUCGGUUGAUAAUAGCGAACAAUCUCUUAUCACGCCUCAUAUCAUUAGAAGAAAUAAUUCUGCUCGAGAGCUCUCAGCAUUUGCUGAGUCGGCAAUGGCUGUGAAUCGCGUGGUACUUCAACACUUUUCCAUUAACUUGGAGGAGUUGACGGAGAACAGGGAGCCAAGACUGUCUACGUCAUCAACGGAUGAUGACAAUCAUCCUUACGGUCACAUGUCCGACUCCAACAGUGAAUUGUCGGAGAACAGCAGUAACAAACACGCAACUCAUUCUUCCAGCGAAUUCGACAAUAGUUCGCGUCAAAAAUCUGGCUCAAUUAAUUCCAGCAUCGAUUUAAACGAAUCUAAAAUAAUCGGUAAGGAUCGAAUAAUAGGUAAAGAUUCGUUUCAAAUUUUUGGUCUCUCACCGCCUAGCGAGAGUAAAUUAAUGCAACGUCGUAUUAAAGCACGUUCGAGUUUGAUCGAAUGUCAAAAUAACAAUCCUGUUAUCGCGUCUCCAAGUGGCUGAAAUUUCACGAUUUUAAUAAGAAGUGUAAGAAAGAAAGAAAGAAAUAAUACCGAUCUCUCCUUCUUAGAGUAUAAUUCGUCUUUGCUACUACUUUCCCUUUCUGGAAUCGCAAAGGUGUAAUAUACUUUUAACAAACGGCUUAAAAAGAGUUACGAUUUAUUAGUGUAUAUAAGCAAUUCCUUCAUUCGAUUUAGAAUGAAAUUGGCUUGUAUAAACAAACAAAAAAAAACAAAAACAAAAUAUGAUUAAAAAGAACAAAACAAAACGAAAAAAAAUUAUAUAUAUAUAUUAAUAUUAAUAAUAAUUAUACUACGCGCUAUACAACAGGACAAUGACGGCGAUCUAAAGGAAUCUACGAUGAAUACAAAUAUUUCAUAUUAUAGUUUUUCUGUAUUUAAGCGAAUACGAAACACGACAAUUCAGUUCAUUGUUGCCCUUGUUUCUUCUUAUUACCUUGUGAUUUAUAUUUUUAUUUUCUUUUGCCCCUCUUAAUAAGAAUAUUUUUUGUUUAAUUUAAGCUGUCAACGUCUCUCUCUACGCGUGAUAAUUCUAUCUUCAUGUAGGCGGUAUAGUAGUAUCUUAUAUUAUGCAAGAGACAACAUUUUUCGCGGUGUCAUAGACGAAAAUACAUCGAUGUGGAUGAAAAGGUUGACCUUUUUUUCUAACAUCGAGACGAUAAUAGUCUCUUACAAAAAAUAAGAUUUCUACGUUGGAUACAUUCCAACUCGUGUAUUAUACUGUGUUACAAUUCACCAUUACUCAUUCAAUCAUCCAAGUUGUAAACUUUUGUAAAAUAUUAUGUCCCAAAUCAUCGAUCUUUAUUAGAAAAAAAAAAAAUAAGUAAAUAAAUAAGAAAUUAAUAAUUAUACUACGAGUUGGAAGGUUUAUCUCUACGUACUGUACAUGAUGCAUGCUUGUAUAUAACAUUAAAGGAGAAAAA
Polistes canadensis is the source of this 4014-nucleotide messenger RNA. Its product is annotated as MAP kinase-interacting serine/threonine-protein kinase 1-like. Lineage: Eukaryota; Metazoa; Arthropoda; Insecta; Hymenoptera; Vespidae. The coding region runs from base 1497 to 3074 and encodes 525 amino acids. The record is from RefSeq and is a predicted model, not a curated record. Gene Ontology annotation, biological process: protein autophosphorylation; peptidyl-serine phosphorylation; intracellular signal transduction. Gene Ontology annotation, molecular function: ATP binding; calcium/calmodulin-dependent protein kinase activity; calcium-dependent protein serine/threonine kinase activity. The transcript is spliced from 5 exons. Gene Ontology annotation, cellular component: cytoplasm; nucleus.